UUUCCUCGGCAUAAAGCACGAGUGCAUAAAAAGGCUCAAGUGCACGAGCAAGAGGAAGCAGCAGAGGAAGAGGACCCAGCAGUUCAGUGUAGCGCAACAUCAGCACACUUUUUUUUUGGGGGGAGCCAUCUGCAAGGACACUGGAGAAGGAGCUGAGGGAGAAUCUAACCUUGAGUAGGUGGACUUAUCAGCGCCGCCUUCGGACCUUGCUCCCACGCUUCUGUGGGGGGGCGGGGGGGAUGUGGCACCGCUGAUCACAUGCGAAGACAAACUCCUGGGCUGCUCCUCUUCUACUCGUGAAAGGGGCCGGAAAUGCGAAGAACAAGAACAAUAUUUUCGAUUGCAGGGUGAAGAACAGCCUGACUCAUCAUCAUCAAGCUUCAUUUGUAGUUCCUGGUGCUGGCGGGCGGCGGGGCGCGAGAUGAUGAACUUUGGAAAACACAUGGCAGGAGACCAUCUCAGAUAGCCGCAGACAUUUCGGAGAGUCAUUUGGCCUCGGCGGGUUCCGAUCCUAACCAGACGGCUGGGGAAAAAAAAAAAAAAAAACACACCAAAAAAAAAAAAAAGAGUGCCUGAGACAAACACGGACAGGAUGUCCUUUCGUCCACUUCCAACAGAGGACCCCCCCAAAGGCCGGCCCCCCUCCGUAAAGGCAGAAGAAUCACAGGAGUCCAUGAAGCUGAAGAAGGAGAUCUCCCUCCUCAAUGGGGUUUGCUUGAUCGUGGGCAACAUGAUUGGCUCGGGCAUCUUCGUGUCGCCCAAGGGCGUCCUCAUCCACAGCGCCUCCUACGGCCUGUCGCUGGUGGUGUGGACCGUCGGCGGCAUCUUUUCCGUCUUCGGGGCGCUGUGCUACGCGGAGCUGGGGACCACGAUCACCAAAUCGGGGGCCUCCUACGCAUAUAUCCUGGAGGCCUUCGGGGGCUUCCUGGCCUUCAUCCGCCUGUGGACGUCGCUGCUCAUCAUCGAGCCCACCAGCCAGGCCGUCAUCGCCAUCACCUUCUCCAACUACAUGGUGCAGCCCAUCUUCCCCAGCUGCAUAGCACCGUACGUGGCCAACCGGCUGCUGGCGGCCGCUUGCAUAUGUUUGUUGACCUUUGUCAACUGCGCCUACGUGAAAUGGGGAACCAGGGUGCAGGACUUCUUCACCUACGCCAAAGUCAUUGCCCUCAUUGCGGUCAUCAUCACGGGGCUGGUCAAGAUCGGCCGAGGUCACACGCAGAACUUCGAGGGCCUCUUUGACGGGUCGUCGCAGGAUCCCGGAGACAUCGCUUUGGCUCUCUACUCGGCUUUGUUCUCCUACUCCGGAUGGGACACGCUCAACUUUGUCACUGAGGAGAUCAAGAACCCAGAAAGGAAUCUUCCACUGGCCAUCGCCAUUUCCAUGCCCAUCGUCACGGUCAUCUACAUUUUGACCAACGUGGCCUACUAUGCCAUUCUGCCCAUGAACGCCAUCUUGGACAGUGACGCUGUUGCUGUGACGUUCGCAGACCAGGUGUUUGGCGUGAUGAACUGGACCAUCCCCUUCGCGGUGGCUCUGUCUUGCUUCGGAGGACUCAACGCUUCCAUCCUGGCGUCCUCCAGGCUGUUCUUCGUGGGCUCCAGAGAGGGCCACCUGCCCGACUGCCUGUGCAUGAUCCACGUGCACCGCUACACGCCCAUCCCAGCGCUGCUCUUCAAUGGUGUCAUGGCUCUCAUCUACUUGUGUGUGGAGGAUGUCUUCAGGCUCAUCAACUACUACAGCUUCAGCUACUGGUUCUUCGUGGGCCUUUCCAUUCUGGGACAACUGUACCUGCGCUGGAAGCAGCCAGACAGGAAGAGGCCGUUGAAGCUCAGCCUCGUCUAUCCCGUCCUUUUCUGCCUCCUCACCGUCUUCCUGGUAGUGGUGCCGCUGUACAGUGACACCGUCAACUCCUUGAUUGGCAUUGGCAUCGCCCUGUCUGGCGUGCCCGUUUACUUCCUCUGCUGCUACACUCCCGCCCAAAAGAGGCCCCUGUGGUUACGGAGCGCCAUUGCUCAGUCCGGGGUGCUCAUCCAGAAGGCGUGCUUCUCGGUUUUAACGGAAAUGGACGUCCAUCGCGACGACUGAAUACACGCGCGCGCACACGCACACGCACACACCCAACUCAAGGUGAAAGUUUUUUCUGUGAGAUUUCAUGUGUGGCUUCACGUGCCUUGAGAGAUCUAUUUUGAAAUACGAAAGACGAUACGAUUAUUGUAUCUCCACUCGAACCGUUGUUCUUCAUUGUCUCUGCAGCAUUGAGCUAUUUAUAAUAAAACGUUGAGGGAAAGGA
This is a messenger RNA of Phyllopteryx taeniolatus (common seadragon), 2291 nucleotides long. RefSeq names its product solute carrier family 7 member 7 (gene slc7a7). Bases 593 to 2086 code for a protein of 497 amino acids. Gene Ontology annotation, cellular component: membrane. The record is from RefSeq and is a predicted model, not a curated record. NCBI's taxonomy places the organism in Eukaryota, Metazoa, Chordata, Actinopteri, Syngnathiformes, Syngnathidae. Gene Ontology annotation, molecular function: L-amino acid transmembrane transporter activity; basic amino acid transmembrane transporter activity. Gene Ontology annotation, biological process: amino acid transmembrane transport. The transcript is spliced from 12 exons.